CAACACCUCUGUACCUAUUCCUAUAGACCUACCAAGGCCUCUCACCAAUAUUACACCAGAUACAAACAAAAACACUAACAACACAGUCAAGUCAGACACAAACCUCUCCACUAUAGCCACAACUAUCACAUCUUCAACUA
Messenger RNA from Dentiscutata heterogama, 140 nucleotides. The record is from the annotation of a GenBank genome assembly. Lineage: Eukaryota; Fungi; Glomeromycota; Glomeromycetes; Diversisporales; Gigasporaceae.